Molecule: messenger RNA, 657 nt
Organism: Tarenaya hassleriana
Lineage: Eukaryota; Viridiplantae; Streptophyta; Magnoliopsida; Brassicales; Cleomaceae
Product: 50S ribosomal protein L28, chloroplastic
Exons: 2
Coding region: 45-485 (146 amino acids)
Biological process (GO): translation
Cellular component (GO): ribosome
Molecular function (GO): structural constituent of ribosome
Source: RefSeq, a predicted model, not a curated record
UCUAUCAACAUAUCCUCUUCUUUCACCUGGAAGCAGAACAGAAAAUGGCGACAAUGGCAACGCAGGGACCUUGGCUGCGGAUGGCCGCCGUUUCUCCGCCGAAGGCCGUCUCCAGGGCACCGACUGUGUCGUCUUCUGAGCUAGGGUUCCUCUCCUCGCAGCUCAGUGGCAUCAGAAUUUCUCAAAGUCCCUGUGACGUUGCGAAGCUCGUAUCUGCUCCUUCUGCUCCCGCUCUCCAACCUAUCGUCGCUCGCAGAAUUUGCCCUUUUACGGGGAAGAAAGCGAACAAGGCCAACAAGGUUUCUUUCUCAAACCACAAGACCAAGAAGUUGCAGUUCGUGAACUUGCAGUACAAGAAGGUUUGGUGGGAAGCCGGGAAACGAUAUGUCAAGCUCCGGUUGUCAACUAAGGCCUUGAAGACAAUCGAGAAAAACGGACUCGAGGCUGUGGCUAAGAAGGCCGGGAUAGAUCUUCGCAAAGAAUAGACUUGUAUGGAGAAGAAGCUCGGUAUGUGAUUCUUUUCUUUUGUUCCUUCUGUACUCCCUCUUGGUAUUCCUUCCACAAAAAAGUAAAAACAUUGCCUCUGUUCUCCUUCUUCACCCGUAGUGACAAUGGAAUUUCCCCUUCUUGAUCAGAGUUUUUGACCGUUUCUGCACA